Corticium candelabrum is the source of this 1436-nucleotide messenger RNA. RefSeq lists its product as uncharacterized. Bases 227 to 1171 code for a protein of 314 amino acids. The record is from RefSeq and is a predicted model, not a curated record. NCBI's taxonomy places the organism in Eukaryota, Metazoa, Porifera, Homoscleromorpha, Homosclerophorida, Plakinidae. The transcript has a single exon.
GGUCGUUCCGUUUGUGAGUUCAUACCUCAAAUUUCCUUACUGUUUGUCAACAACACUCCAUAGCUAUGGGAACCGGUCUGACGUAUUUUCAACCAUAUCUAAUGUUGUCGGAUAUGCUACAAACGACCAAAUAGUCUUUAUACGAAAAACAAUCAGCGACGUCAUCAAAUGGUCAAGAACCUCUACAAACUUUGACAUCAAAUUCAGCGUGUAUUGCUUGUCAGCCAUGCCUUCUAAUCGAUCACCAUUUAAAUACGAGGCGGACGAUGGCGCAACGGAGACGCUUUCAUCCGCCUGGUUCUUUGUGGAUCCGGUUUCAGACGCCUCCUCACCUUUGGGUAUGAGUUUCGUGGCUUGUGCGCUGUGGUACGCCGUAGAGGUUGAGCUGGUUGCAUGCGAAGAUUUUCAAUUUACGUACGGAGGAUCGGUGAAUAUGGAUCCAUCUCGUGCAGAGGUGAUCCAUGAAAGCGAUUAUGAAAUGCUAUACGUACCGUUUACCACUCCAUACUCAAAACCUCCUGUUUGCAUGUUUACAAAUAAUUUCAUCAGUUUCCUAACUGUUAUUACACCAUCCAUAGCUGGAGUAUCUCUAACAAGAUAUGAGCAUUCUAUACCCGUUCCGUGGAUUGGAACAGGACCAUUUCCAAACCAAUUUAGUCAACAAUUGGCAAUAUUUUGCAUCGGAGUAAUCCCCUCUCAAAACUCUUUGAAAAUGCCAGAUCAAUUUUCCGAUGUUUCGUCAUACAUUGGUCUUCCAUCGUUUUGGACGGUAUUCAAUGCGGACUUCGACGACAAUCUAGCCAUGGGUGCGUCUCUGAUGGUGUGCACGUGGAACGCGACAGAUCACGCGUUGGUCGGAUGCGACAACUCGGAGCAGAGUUACGGGGGAGUGGCCAACAUGGACAUACGGAAUGCAGAGCUGGAAGACUUAGGAACGGUUCUUACAGUGUCCUUUAUCAAGAGCUACGCUAAAGUGCCUCACUGCUUUCUGUCACUUAACCAACUGAAAGACUACACGACGAUGUUGAAGGUGUACAGCAAUGUGACAAGAGAUUCGGUUUCUUUCCGUCGUUAUGUUGACGAAAUAGUCAUUCAGUGGAACGGAACCGAGCACGUUAUCCAUUCCAGGUUUACCUUGCUGUGUAUUGGCGCAAUGGCAUGGGGUGCUUGAAAGCGGAAGUGAAACUCUAAUAAACAUGAGCAGCUGCAAAGAUACCGUAAGCUGAGACCCGUACUGGACUCAUUUGCAAUAGAAUAAUUCUGUGGCGCGCAGAGAUGCAGAUUAAUGUAUGGAAUAGUAAAAAUUCUUGCACGGUUGCCAGCAGCAUUGUGUAAUGCUAGCACGUAUUUCAACAACAAUAAAAGCGGAUUUUCUUUGUAAAGUAAUAAAAUGUUUUGACAUUAUACAUUAUCAUGUACAAACCAAGAAGUAUGAC